UUUGUUUUAGUUUUCAUACGUUUGUAGAACGAUAUCUUCUUUCUGAGAAUGGAGGAUAAAUUUUUCAAGGAGGUUGAAUCACCUCUGCAGACAAAGAAAAGGGGUAUUUUGUUCCACGCAAAAACCAUUUAUCUCAUUACGAAGAGUGAUAUUAAGACGACAAUACUUCCUGCUACCACGUUUGCUUUCACGGCUGCUUUCUCUGGUUUAUUCAGUGCCGACUUACGACCGAACCUUGGAAUUCUCUCCGGGCUACAGAAAUCAAUACUUUGGACGUGGAUGAACCUUUGGAUUUUUAACCUCGCGAACCAACGACUUCCAGACGCGAUCGCAGAGGACUCCAUCAAUAAACCUUGGCGCGCGAUCCCAUCUGGUCGACUGACAUCUAAACAAGCUCGUCAAAUUCUUCUUGUAUCGAUCCCAAUCGUACUUCUCUCAACACUAUAUCUCGGUGGAAGUAAGGAGAGUAUCUUUUUAAUGAUACUCACAUGGAUGUAUAAUGAUCUCGGAGCAGCAGAGGAGACAUUUCUUGUUCGAAAUAUCAGCAACGCACUUGGAUUCAUAUCUUUUGGAGCGGGUGCAGCACAAGUCGCUUGCGGUCCUCUGGAUAUGACUGCUUACUACUGGUCCGCAGUUAUGACAGCAGCUAUAACCUGCACGAUCCAGUUUCAAGACAUGGAAGAUCAAGAAGGAGAUCGAGCCCGAGGUCGAAAAACUAUGCCUAUAGUCCUCGGCGAUUCUUUCACAAGACUAGUCAAUGCUUAUAUGAUUUUGUUGUUCUCAUUGGUCGCUCCAGCAUUUUGGCAAUUGCCCUUUACUGGAUUUGUACUCCCUUUACUACUUGGCAUUCUGAUUGCGUCCAAAACACUGUUACGGACAGAUGUAGAGUCAGAUAAACAAACAUUUAGGCUAUGGUGUCUUUGGUUAAUGGUGCUUUAUGUUCUUCCAAUGGCAAGAUAUCGGGAGAAAUACUCUGAACCUGCCUGAGCUGGUUCAGCUUUGCAUGUAAGAACGGUUUGAGUGGAAAUAGCAAACACUGUCGAGAUGUAUGUCCUAUGCUUUCGGGUAGAGAUAGCAGGUUGCUGGACGGAAG
Messenger RNA from Cadophora gregata, 1093 nucleotides. RefSeq lists its product as uncharacterized. The record is from RefSeq and is a predicted model, not a curated record. NCBI's taxonomy places the organism in Eukaryota, Fungi, Ascomycota, Leotiomycetes, Helotiales, Ploettnerulaceae. Gene Ontology annotation, cellular component: membrane. Bases 49 to 987 code for a protein of 312 amino acids. Gene Ontology annotation, molecular function: transferase activity, transferring alkyl or aryl (other than methyl) groups. The transcript has 2 exons.